AUGAAGCUCUUCUCACUUAUAACCGGCCUUACUCUUCUAGGUUCCUCCCUUGCCAUCCCGUAUGAGGAGUAUAUCCUAGCCCCGAAGUCACGGACACUGCAUCCAGUCUCAGUUCACAGCACAAACGGCUCAGUCAGCAACCCAGAGAGCCUCACCACUGCAUCCUCCUCUAACGGCAGCUCCAUCUUCUCCGGCGAUGCAGCCACAGCAUACGACUUUGGGAUCAAUAUAGCAGGCAUCGUUACCCUAACUGUCGGCUCAGUUUCCUCCCCCGAUGAAUACAUCGGCGUUACUUUCUCUGAAAGCUCGUUGUGGGUGAGCAAUAAGAGCAGCGAUGCUAUUGCCGACGCGGGCAAAGAUGAGAUACUAUGGUUCCAUGUCACUGGGCCGGGACGAUAUACGGCGCCGAGAGAGAAGGAAAGAGGCGGAUUCCGGUAUAUGAGUUUGGUUCAUAAUUCGACGGGGAGCGUAGAGGUUGAGGCGGUUGAGGUGCACUACACUGCCAUGCCGCACUGGGGUGAGGAUGCGAUUGGGAACUAUUCGGGGUACUUUCACUGCGAUGAUGAAUUGCUCAACCGUAUUUGGUAUGCCGGAGCCUACACGAACCAGAUCUGCACGAUUGAUCCGCAUUACGGCAAUGCGCUGAUCCAUAUCUUCAAAAUCAACUCUUCUGUCUCAGACGCUGUUAAUGUGACGUGGUACAACAAUUAUACAAUCACGAAUGGCAGUUCGGCGAUAGUUGAUGGCGCAAAGAGAGAUAGGAUCGUAUGGGCAGGCGAUAUGGCUAUCGCCGUCCCAGGUGUUGUGGUGUCGACUAAUGAUGUCGUCUCGAUUGAAAACUCGCUCAACUCGCUGUUCGAUGUCCAGAAUAGCAGUAGCGGGCUGCUUCCGUAUGCGGGGCGACCUUUCCCGUCAGCAACUUCGUUCACGUAUCAUCUAUAUACUUUGAUCGGUGUGUCGGAUCACUAUCUAUAUACAGGAGAUAUCGGAUACCUGGCUUCAUUAUGGGACAAGUGGAAGCUCGCUUUAACCUUCCCGUUGUCCCACAUCGAUGAAACAGGGCUUAUGAACGUCACUUCUCCCAGUGACUGGCUGCGGUUUGGCAUGGGCGGUCACAAUAUUGAAGCCAACUCUAUCCUCUACUAUACCAUCAACCAGGGGAUAGCGCUUGCCGAAGCCCUGAACGACACAGCUCCCAUCUCCGAAUGGAAAGAGACCGCUCAACGCAUCAAGACGGCUGCCAACGCGCUCCUGUGGAACAACGAAUUGGGCAUGUACACUGACAAUGAAACCACGACCCUAAUGCCCCAAGACGGCAACUCCUGGGCCGCCGUGGCAAACCUCACUCUCAACUCGUCACAAAUCUCAUCCAUCAGCGAAAAACUCCAGGGCAGAUGGACACCCUACGGUGCCCCCGCCCUCGAAGCCGCAGACGCUAUAUCACCCUUCAUCUCUGGGUUUGAGUUACAAACACACUUCCUAGCCGCGAACGCGAGCGCAGCCUUGGACCUGAUGAGACUGCAAUGGGGCUUCAUGCUGGAUGACCCGCGCAUGACGAAUUCGACUUUUAUCGAGGGGUACUCGAGCACGGGAGAACUACACUAUGCGCCGUACUUGAACGAUGCGCGCAUCAGCCAUGCUCACGGGUGGGCGACGGGGCCCACGUCGUCGUUGACGUUUUAUGUUGCGGGGAUUCAGCUCUUGAGCGCGGGUGGCAAGACGUGGCGCGUUGCUCCGGCGUUGGGCGACUUGACAAAUGUCGAUGCUGGGUUUAGUACUAGUCUGGGCUUCUUCUCGGCGACGACGACGAUCACUAAGGGAGUGGUCGAAGUCGAAUUUGAAGCACCUUCAGGUACAAGCGGGGAGGUUCGUGUACCGAUUUUGAAUUGCGUGGGACGAGUAGUCUUGCAGGAGGUGGAUGGGAAGUGUGAGGAUGUUACGGUGGAGGUUGUGCAGGCUGAUUCUGCGCAUGUUGUUGUAGCGGGUCUCGCUGGCGGGAGGUGGAAGGCUACGUUUACAUGCGUAGAGUAG
This is a messenger RNA of Cucurbitaria berberidis CBS 394.84, 2031 nucleotides long. RefSeq names its product glycoside hydrolase family 78 protein. Gene Ontology annotation, biological process: carbohydrate metabolic process. The record is from RefSeq and is a predicted model, not a curated record. NCBI's taxonomy places the organism in Eukaryota, Fungi, Ascomycota, Dothideomycetes, Pleosporales, Cucurbitariaceae. Bases 1 to 2031 code for a protein of 676 amino acids. The transcript is spliced from 4 exons.